This is a messenger RNA of Naegleria fowleri, 996 nucleotides long. RefSeq lists its product as uncharacterized. The record is from RefSeq and is a predicted model, not a curated record. NCBI's taxonomy places the organism in Eukaryota, Heterolobosea, Eutetramitea, Acrasida, Naegleriidae. The coding region runs from base 1 to 996 and encodes 331 amino acids. The transcript has a single exon.
AUGGCACUCUGCAUCGUUAAAAGCUUUUACUUACUCCAGUCACAAUUCGAUCCAAAACAUGUCACUCAACAAUUUUUAGAAUGGAUUGAAUCUGAUCCGAAAGAUGUUGGAUUUACGACCCGACAAGCAUUAUUGAAAACCAUUCAACAUAUUGAUAAUGAAAAUGGAUGGUACAGAGGAAGUCUAGAAUUAUUUAAGGAAAAUGAGUCAAAACCAUCGAAUGGAGCUUUAAUGCGAAACGGUGUCAUUCGAUUGCUGACCAGUGACAUGAUGCAAGCUUUGGAAUGGACCAUUUUACAUUCGAUUGUGACACAUUUUUCAUUUGAGGCAGUCCUUCCCUGUAUUGUUCAUACAAUUUUGAUCGACAAGGCAUUGCAAGCACACAAUAGCAAAUCACCGCUCGAAUAUCCAACAUCAAAAACAAUUUCAGAAUUACUGAAAGGUCACACAGGUGAAUGGUUUGAAUUUAAAUCGAAGUAUUUAUUUCCUCAAAAAGUGGACCACAUAGAAUCCUUCGUCACAAAAUAUCAUCAAGUAUUUACAGAAUGGAUUCGAGCGAAUGGUGGAAAAAUCGCUCUUGAAAUGGCAGAAACAAAGCUUGUGAAUCAGUUGCAAGAUUUUGAAACAUUUGAACCUUACGAGUACAAUUACAAGAAUGUGAGUGGAUGGAGUAUUUUGAGUUUGAAAAUUGCAUUAUGGGCCUUAAAUCACAGCCUUUCCAUAAGAACAUUCAACAACAACACGACGACUACUACAACGACGAAAUUUACACCCAUUCAAGCACCUUCACAUUUACCUGAAUGGCCGUUCAAAGAACAACCCAAAGGAUUUGAAACCUUGGUUUUUGUGGUCCUGGUUGGUGCAAAUGCAGAUACCUAUGGAGCCAUUGCUGGUGCCUUUCUUGGAGCGUAUUAUCCAGAAAAUAUUCCACAAGAUUUGGUCAAUGAUUUAAUGCAACAUGAGAAAGUGGAACAAUAUGCCAAUAGUAUUUGGUAA